This is a messenger RNA of Actinia tenebrosa (Australian red waratah sea anemone), 1407 nucleotides long. RefSeq lists its product as uncharacterized. The record is from RefSeq and is a predicted model, not a curated record. Gene Ontology annotation, molecular function: growth factor activity. Lineage: Eukaryota; Metazoa; Cnidaria; Anthozoa; Actiniaria; Actiniidae.
AUUUAUAGCAGAGUUCAAGCGGAAAACUUCCUCGCGUGGUGCUGUUACAAAACCAAAUCAACAGUUUUUCAGUUCGUAUUCUCAGCCGCUCUCUUCGAGACCCAAGACCACCAGCCAACCUAGAUCUUUAGGAUUAUUUCAGAAGUUUUCAAUUAACAGACCACGAUGGAGUGUGUACAAUUGGCAGAUCGGCCUCUGUGCUGUCAAUUCCUGUCAAUGGCAAGAAGCAUGAAGAUCCAUGCCCACAGUGUAAUAGACGAUGGUACCUUGUUAAGGGAAGAAAAUGGAGCUAUAACAGCUACAGGCAAAGAGAAUGACCAAUACACUGUCUUUAAGAUAUACAAAUACACUGUUGAUGACAAGCUGGCUUACAAAAUCCAAAGCAUUGAAGAUAAGGUGUUUCUAGCAAUAGACAAAGAAACUGAAAACUUGAUUACUACGAAAGACUCUGAAAAUGAAUCUACCCUAUUUUGGCCCAGAAAGAUUUAUGAUUUUACUGUAUUGCAAUCAGUUGUUGGAAUGAAAUGUUAUCUCUAUGUUGAUGCAAGUGGAGCCGUGAUUACCACAAAAAUACACRAUGAAGAGGAUUUACGAAAAGAUGUCAAUGUCUGGUUUAAAGUUCAUCGAGUUGCUGAAGGCUAAAGUUUAAAGUCAAUAGCCUCUCACAAUUUCAUCUUUUUAGUUGAUCAAAUUUCAUUAUUGUUUAUAACAAUACUUUUUAAUUAUUUUUACUGUCGUUAGACUCUAAAAGUGAACACUUGCGUUUAUUUUAUUUUUUGUGUAAAUAUCCUUGCAUUUUUUCUUUCUCUUUCAUCAUUUCAUCUCCUUGAAUAGCUUUUAUAGACUUUCAAUACAUGUUCGAGUAAAACGACAAUAGGCAGAUUAAGAUUCCCGUUUUUUCUUCCCGCAAACGGCAUACGCGACCACGUUUUCAUCGUUUCCCUACAUUUCACUUUACCUUUUGCAAACGAAAGAGGUGGUAUAAAGGAGUGUUUAUAUAAUGACGAAAGAAACCAAUGAGAACAAGGUGGGCAGGAAACGAAAAAAAAAACAAUCAAAAGACAAAAGAAUGGGCUGGUUGAAAGCAUGGUUGAUUAACUAGUUUAGAUUUGAUUUAUUUUUAAAUCUUGAUUAAAGAAAGUUUUGUUAUACAUUUAACGAUAAAAACUAGCGAUAACUGACGUUUCGAUGUCGUUAACAUAAUUUUCAAAGUGAAACAGAAAGUCAGUUCAAAUGAAUGAAUAAUUUUGUCUAAAGAACUGAACACUCUAAAUCAACCUUGAACUGACUUUAAAUUAUUCAAACUCUUUCUGUUUUACUUUGAAAAUGAUGUGAGCGACAUUGAAACAUCAGUUGUUAUCGCUAAGUUUACCUGAUGAGCCCAAAAUAAACAACAAUUAGUCAGUG